GUGCAAAGAAAACAACAAGGAUAAGCUGUUCGCGUUGGACCAGAAGCUGCCCCUUGCAAAGCCCGACCAGCGUUGCGACUGCUACUGCAUCUGGGUGCCCCUCUCGAUGCUGCUGCAACGGGAUGGGUUCUGCACUAAGUACGAGAAUGACGAGGGCUUCAGGCGGAGGGUCAAAGCUGCGUCCAAGAACCCCAACAAGAUGACGACGCACUACUCAGGCUUCUUCAAGAUGGACGCGGCCAAUGUGCAAGAGUUUGGCAUCGAGCUAUCUCGGAACGGCAGCUUCCUCACGGAAGCGCAGACCCUGGACGUCAAAGUAUUUGCAAUUACUUCUGUCGGUUCGUCGGCGUUCACCGCCAACAGGGACGACCAGACCAUGGACAUCGGCUCCGAGGCGCUACAACGAGCUUUCGACGAACCCGGCGACAGGAAGACGGCUCUCUCGAACUUCCUGGUCGGCAAGGCGCCGCAUCUGAAAGCUGAGGGGGCCGCCCCCCGCUUUGGCAGGAGAGAGCGGAGGCGCAGGCUGAGAGAGGAGCUUGGCCCCGAUGGAGAUGAGAGUGGCGAUGGUCAGCGAGGCGGCGGCGCCAUUACAAAGAGGAGUCGUCGCUGCGGCAGCCGCAUUGCCACCAGGGCGGUGCGCUCUGGGGCCGAUGGCACUUUGAGCCCAGGCGCUGCCCUGUCGGGCGGGAAAGGCCCCUCGGGGUCCCCGAAGGGGAACCUUGCCAUCAUCGUGGACAUCGGCGACGGCAAGAAGUUGAAUGCGGUGUCAAUGUUGGAGAUGGAGGAGUCCGGCGACCAGGGGAGCGACAUGAGCAAGAGCAGCAAGGCCAUCGGAGAUGGGGGCAAUAAGCUGAAGAGGGGCGAGGCCUUACCGUGCAGCUACUGGAUCAAAAAGAUACCUUUGGGCGUUGUGUUAAAGUCAGACAAGUCUGAUAGGCGGGACGUCCGUCAAGCUGCAGCGGCAGUGGGCCGAGAGUCGGGAAAGUCGCAAGCAAAUCAGGACAAUGACUUGGGCAGGUUGAAGACGCACCUGAGGAGCGUCGACCACGCAGUGGGCCUCUGCCAGUCGGGGGCGGCAUCUUGCGACGACGGCAAUCUCUGGGGCGCUUUGAAGGCAAUGGAGAGAAUCAAGCAGCCGCUGCCGCGCGCGACCCUCCUCGGACUGCUCGAGCGCUACGCGGGCGCGCUGGCGAAGUCUAUGCUGAUCAGUGGCCGACAGGAUGACAUCGCCAAGCG
Molecule: messenger RNA, 1239 nt
Organism: Prorocentrum cordatum
Lineage: Eukaryota; Dinophyceae; Prorocentrales; Prorocentraceae
Source: the annotation of a GenBank genome assembly